Molecule: messenger RNA, 432 nt
Organism: Colletotrichum aenigma
Lineage: Eukaryota; Fungi; Ascomycota; Sordariomycetes; Glomerellales; Glomerellaceae
Exons: 1
Coding region: 1-432 (143 amino acids)
Biological process (GO): carbohydrate metabolic process
Molecular function (GO): hydrolase activity, hydrolyzing O-glycosyl compounds
Source: RefSeq, a predicted model, not a curated record
AUGAUCGACUCCUCCAUCCUCAUCGCCCCGCUGGUCUUCUUCAUCGCCCCCAACGACCCGCGCUUCCUCAACACAAUGGACCGCAUCCUCCUGCCCCCGGAGAAGGGCGGCCUGACCAGCACCGGCCUCGUCUACCGCUACGACACGGAGCUCUCGGAAGACGGCGUCGGCGGGCGCGAGGGCGCCUUCAGCAUGUGCACCUUCUGGCUCGUCGAGGCCAUGACCCGCGCCUCCGUCUACGAGCCAAAGUACCUCGUCCGCGCCGUCAACCUCUUCGAGAACAUGCUCAGCUUCUCCAACCACCUGAGCAUGUUUUCCGAGGAGAUCGCCCGCAGCGGCGAGCAGCUCGGCAACACGCCCCAGGCCUUCAGUCACCUGGCCCUCAUCAGCGCCGCCUUCAACCUCGACCGUGUCACCGAGUUUAUGCGGUAG